Molecule: messenger RNA, 405 nt
Organism: Porites lobata
Lineage: Eukaryota; Metazoa; Cnidaria; Anthozoa; Scleractinia; Poritidae
Source: the annotation of a GenBank genome assembly
AUGGCGGAAUAUGAGGUGAAAGAACUUGAAGUAAAGGAAAGAAAAAGAAAACCAAAUUUCUCACCGCUUGAGAUUUCCGUAAUUACAGAAAGUGUAAAAAAACAAAUUGAUGUGACCCAGUCAAAGCUGACGAAUAAUAUAACAAACAAACAAAAAAGUCAAGUCUGGGACGAGAUUACCAAGGAGGUGAAUGCUGUUGGCCGAGCGAAUCGCUCCGUCCAAGAAAUAAAAGACAAAUGGAAGAACCUCCACUCAACAGCCAAAAAAGAAUUUAGUAAUCACAAGAAAGAGUACAAGAAGACUGGCGGUGGACCUCCUCCCAAGCCCCCUUCCCAGUCAAGUGAGCAAAUCAUAGAAAUUUUUGAGGACACACCCCCCUUCUCCGGACUGGGGGGAUUUGAGACU